Molecule: messenger RNA, 2112 nt
Organism: Ogataea haglerorum
Lineage: Eukaryota; Fungi; Ascomycota; Pichiomycetes; Pichiales; Pichiaceae
Exons: 2
Coding region: 1-2112 (703 amino acids)
Biological process (GO): proteolysis
Molecular function (GO): aspartic-type endopeptidase activity
Source: RefSeq, a predicted model, not a curated record
AUGCCUAGCAGAAGAGCCCGCAAGAAGCGGCGGACAGAGGACUUUUCAAGCUCUUCGGAGUCUGAAAACGAUAGUGACUCCAUGAGCGUGAGCAGCGUACACGAAGAGCAACCGGACGCGCCGGAAUCAUAUACCAUCGACGGCCUGGACACACAAGAGGUGUCGGACAGCACACAGCUGAGACUACAACAGCUGAACGCCGACAGACUGGCCAGCUUGGAACACAGCCUAAUCAGCAACGUGAAACUCGACAUUGACGCAGCACAAAACCAGAUAAAAAAUGCGAGAGAGCAGCUACAGAACGAGUAUUUGAAGAAAAUGCUGGUCACCUACUCUGAGGACCUGGAUGCACUGCGUCAGAAAACCGAUUUCAAGGAGAAUUCACUCAAAACCCUCGCCCGACUUCUCAAAGAGAGCGGAAAUAUCUUUGACGACGAAACUCUCAAACUGGAUGCCUCUAUUCUUCGAGGUUCCAGUUACAAGGACUCCCAGAAGGGGGCAAAGCCGUACAUGUUGGAAAAAAGGGCUGAUGAUGGCUCGGUCACGAUGGAAUUGCAAAACGCGCAGUCUUUUUACGAAGUCGAGGUCCAGAUAGGGUCCAAUAACCAGACGGUCGGAGUUCUGGUUGAUACUGGCUCUUCGGACAUGUGGGUGAUGAACUCGAAUAACUCUUACUGUUCGUCUUCCAGCAAUAGAAAGGUGAAACGAGCCGGCUCGGCAGAUAUGCUCAAAAAGGGACGCGAUCUUUCCGACUUGUACAAUUUCAACUCUCCAGACGACGACGGCAAUGCGAAAGCACUGCUUGGUGGCUGGGGAGACGUGACCACGACCGAGAUCUUCACACAGGAAGAGACACAGACGGCUUCCGCUGCGCAGGCCACUCUUGACUGCUCGCAGUUCGGAACGUUCGAUCCUUCUGAGUCCAAGUCAUUUCACAACAACGGCACCGCGUUUCAUAUUUCGUACCAGGACAACUCUUUUGCCUAUGGAACCUGGGGCUACGACGACGUCACUUUCAACGGUGUCACCGUCAACGAUCUCUCGUUGGCCGUGGCCGAUGAAACCAAUUCUCAAAUGGGCGUUUUGGGAAUUGGGUUUAGAGAACUGGAAACGACGUACUCAGGAAGCGGAUCGCAGCAUUACAUCUACGACAACUUGCCCUUCAAAAUGGUCAACCAGGGACUCAUCGGUAGAGCCGCGUAUUCUGUCUACCUCAACUCGUCUGACGCCAGCAGCGCUUCGAUCCUUUUUGGUGCAGUUGACCACAGCAAGUACAGCGGAGACCUUGUUUUGCUUCCUAUCAUAAACUCGGCUGCUUCUCUCGGCUACCAGAAACCUAUCAAGCUCGAAGUCACUUUGUCUGCCAUGACCGUCAGCAACAGCAAAGGGCAGCAAGUCAGCAUCGGUUCGGGCGCUGCGGCCGCACUCUUCGAUACCGGAACGACUCUUACGUAUGCUCCAAACGACGUCAUCGAACAGCUUGCCGAAAGCCUCAACUUCGACUACAGCAGCUCUGUUGGGGCCUACGUGACAAGAUGCAACUCUGUCGAGAGCUACUCUAUUAAUUUCGACUUCCAGGGUAAAGUUAUAGAGGUUCCCUUGAGUUCUUUCCUUGUGGCUCUGCAAACCACCUCCGGGCAGGUUUCCUCCUACUGCGCAUUGGGCAUUUUCUCCUCCGGAGACGAGUCCUUUACCCUGGGAGAUUCUUUCCUGCAAAACGUCUACUUCGUGGCUGACCUCGAGGGAUACAAAAUGGCUAUAGCCAACGUGAACCUGAGUCCUGGAAACGAGCAAGUUGAGGCCAUCUCAAGCGACUCCAUUCCUUCCGCUUCGUCGGUUGCCGAUUACUCCAGUACGUGGGGCGGCUCUGCCACAGCUCUGGAUAUUGGCCAGUCGACUUCUCUGGGAUCGGUGACUGCGGUGACCACGGGAAAGGUGACUUCGUCCAUGAAGGCGGAGUCGGGCGUGGAAACCGCCACCUCGUCCAUGUCUGGGUCGACGUCGACGUCGUCUGGCUCCAGCUCGGGCUCCAGCAGCGGUUCGAAGGCAGUGAGCUUCAGCGUCGGUGCUGUUUUGUGCGCAUUCGCGGUUUCUGUACUGGUUAUUGGCUAG